Messenger RNA from Trematomus bernacchii (emerald rockcod), 3982 nucleotides. RefSeq names its product structural maintenance of chromosomes 6 (gene smc6). Gene Ontology annotation, cellular component: nucleus; site of double-strand break; Smc5-Smc6 complex. NCBI's taxonomy places the organism in Eukaryota, Metazoa, Chordata, Actinopteri, Perciformes, Nototheniidae. Bases 86 to 3298 code for a protein of 1070 amino acids. Gene Ontology annotation, biological process: double-strand break repair via homologous recombination. The transcript is spliced from 27 exons. The record is from RefSeq and is a predicted model, not a curated record. Gene Ontology annotation, molecular function: single-stranded DNA binding; damaged DNA binding.
CUCAGAGACAGGAAGUGAAUAAAAAUAUCUCUGACUGUGAACACGAGAUAUUUCUGCAGCCUGGACUUCAACAGCACGGUUCAGGAUGAGUAAGAGCAGAGGAGGAGUGAUGGUGUCGGGGGGGAAGAGACGGAGGGUUUCUGACGAGAGAGACUCCAGCAACACGGGGGACAUUGGUCUGAUCGAGAGCAUCGCUCUGAAGAACUUCAUGUGUCACCGUCUGCUCGGACCCUUCCAGUUCGGACCCAACGUCAACUUCAUCGUGGGAAACAACGGCAGUGGGAAGAGUGCGAUUCUGACGGCUCUGAUCGUCGGUCUCGGAGGAAAAGCAACGGACACGAACAGAGGGACGUCUGUGAAGGACUUUGUGAAGACCGGCGAGACUUCUGCAGAAAUCACCGUGACGCUAAGAAACAGAGGACUGGACGCUUUUAAAAGAGACGUCUACGGAGACAGCAUCUCCAUCGAGAGACGCAUCUUCAGCGAUGGCAGCCGGACCUGCAAGCUGAAGAGCAAAACGGGACAGCUUAUCUCGAACAAGAAGGAGGAGCUGACCUCCAUUCUGGACCACUUUAACAUCCAGCUGGAUAACCCCGUGUCCAUCCUGAACCAGGAGAUGAGUAAACAGUUCCUGCAUUCAAAGAGUGAAUCAGACAAAUACCAGUUCUUCAUGAAGGCGACGCUCCUGUAUCAGAUGAAGAGGGAUUUUGUUCACAUCAAACAAACCAAAACCCUCACCAGACAGCAGGUGGAGAGACAGGAGGAGGCUCUGAAGGACCUGAAGCUGGACUUCCUGCAGAAGAAGGAGCGCUUCGAGGCGCUGUACUCCUUCAGCGACAUGAAGGAGCUGCUGCCGAGCCUCCAGAGGAACAUGGCCUGGAGUCUGGUGCGAGAUAAGGAGCAGUUUGUGCAGCGGUUAAAGGAGGACGUGGAGAAAGAGGAGAGUAAUCAGAAACAUCAGGAGAACCUCAAGCUCUGCCAGACUAAGCUCACAGCAGCAGAGCAGAAGCUGCGGGGCGUUAGAAGCAGAAUUGAAAGUGUGACGCAGGAACAGGAAGCUCUUUCUGAAGGUCAUCUGAGGUUAAAGGAGCAGCUGAAGGUCGUCGGCAAAGAGCACAAUGAACAGGAGAUCGUUUAUUUUAGGGCUCUGAACAAAUUCAAAGAGUCGGAGCGAGAGCAGAACUAUCUUCAGGAGAAAAUAAACAAGGCGAGAACAAGUCUCAGUGAGAGUAAAGAUGGAGAGACGGAGUAUUCGAAGCAGCAGAAGAGGAUCGUGAGUUUGAGGAAGCAUCUGGAGGAACUCGAGGAAACGCAUUCGCAGCUGAACGAGGAAAUAAAGAACGAGCAUCAGGUGCUGUUCACAGGAAGAGAGGAGCGCGACAAACUCAGACUGGAGGAGAGGAACAUCCAGGUUCUGUUGGAGUCCAAAGUGAGGAGGAGGAACCAGGUUCUGGCCAGCCGGUCCAACAAACUGAAGCGUUUCGGAGACCAAGUUCCAGACCUGAUGAUUUCCAUUGAUGAGGCGAACGCUGCCGGACGCUUCAAGAAAAAACCCAUCGGACCCCUGGGGGCGUUCAUCAGCCUGAAGGACCCCCUGCUGGCAGCAGCUGUGGAGGCGUGUCUGCGCAGCUUCAUGAAGGCGUUCUGCUGCGAUAACCACCGCGACGAGGCGCUGCUGCAGGAGAUCAUGAGGCGGCAUUAUACGAAAGGAAACCGACCGCAGAUCAACGUCAGCCAGUUCUCCGAGAAACUCUACAACCUGCACGGGAGGAAGGCUCUUCAUACAGACUUUCCCUCGCUGCUCGACGUCAUCACCGUCACGAGUCCGGUCGUCUUCAACUGUCUGAUCGACAUGAGAGGCGUCGAGUCCAUCCUCAUCAUCAAGGAGAAAGAGGUGGCUCGGCAGGUAAUGCAGCAGAGUCGUCCUCCGAAGAACUGCCGAGAGGCGUUUACUGCCGAGGGAGAUCAGGUGUUUCCUAACAGAUACUACACCUCCGACUGCAACAGGGCCAAAUACCUGGGAGGAGAUCUGGAGACAGAGAUCAGUGUUCUGGACUGUGACCUGGAGAACCUCCAGGCCCAGCUGAGCCACUUGCAGCUGCAGGUCUGCUGCGUCAGCGCCGACAUCCAGAAGAUGGAGAACGGACUGAACAGAACCGUCCUGAACCUGAAGAGGAACCUGGCUUCUGUGAAUCAGGUGAAAGCAUCGAUAUCAGAGCUGGAGGCGGCGGGGGAGGAGCACAUCGAGGACAUCUGCUCUUUGGAGGAGGUUGCUGAGGAGAGUCGGCAGAAGAUGGAGGCCGAGCGGCAGGCGAUGAUCGAGGAGAAAGAAGAGCUGGAAAAACAUGGAGAAAACGUAGAAAACAAGGAAUCGAGAGACUCGUCGGUCAGAGAGAGAAUCGAUCGACUCUGUGAGGAAGUCGAGACGAUGAAGGAGGAGCAGUUGAAGCUGGAGGCUGAGUGCAGCAAACAUGAACAAAGCCUCCAGGUUUUAGAGAAGGAACUGAAGAGUCAUGUAGAAGCUAUCCGACAGAUGAAGAGUGACCUCGCUCAGGCAGAGGAAGCGUUGCAGGAGUGUGUGAGUAAAGCGUCAGAGAUCAGUCCUCAGCGACAGGUCGUGUCCGCCAGCUCGACGAGUUUGGACACCGAAAUAACUCGAAUGCAGAGGAAGAUCAAAGUUUACGAGAGCAUUCACGGAGAGCAGCAGCAGGUGGUGAGGGAGUACGCUGACGCGCUUUCUCUGUUCAGACAGAAGAGCAAACAGGUGAGAGACCUGCGGAGAUUCAUCGACCGCCUUCAACACAUCAUAUCGGACAGACAGAGCAGAUACAAGGUCCUGAGGAGGUCUCUAUCGUUCAGGUGUAAAUUAUAUUUUAAUAACUUCAUGAUAAAGAUGAACUGCUGCGGCUCCAUGAUCUUCGACCACAACAACGAGACGCUCUCCAUCUCCGUGAUGCCCCCGGGCAGGGAGGAUGAGGGGGUGGUGAGUGACAUGCGCUCUCUGAGUGGAGGCGAGCGCUCGUUCUCCACCGUCUGCUUCAUGCUCUCUCUGUGGGAGAUCACAGAGUCUCCAUUCAGGUGCCUCGACGAGUUCGACGUCUACAUGGAUAUGCACAACCGGCGGAUCUCUCUGGAUCUCCUGCUGGAGCUUUCUGAGCGACAGACCCUUCGUCAGUUCAUCUUCGUCACUCCUCUCACCACCAGCAAUCUUCCAAAAUCCAGACUGAUAAAGAUCCACAAGCUGCAGGAUCCAGAGAGAAUCUGCAGCGAGGCUCAGGAGGAAGAAGAGGACGUUUAAAAAUAAUAAAGAGAGACCUUGUUACGAACCUCGAUGGAUAUGUCAGUGUUAUUAUUCAGUAUUCUCAUGUUUGUUUGCUGGGAUUCAUUUAUGGAUGUGUUUGAAAACCUAAUGACGGUUUAAUGUUUCAGGACUCGCAGGUAUGUUAACUCUUAUUGUUGUGUUAAUGUGUAGCUGCCUUUAGCCACACCAUUAUUCUUUAUAUGUAUCAUCUGUUAUCAACAUGUUGUGCAUCUCAAUAACUUAUUCAUAGUUACAAGAGGAAGCGAGGAGGAUUUUAUUUAUCUCAUUGACACCGUCUGCAAAUAAAUUACAUUCCUGUAGGCCUACAACUAAACCAAUUUUCAAUUACUUUUCUAAAAGGGAAACAGAUGUUCUCCCAUGUUAUGGUCGCACUAGGUAUUAUGAAUAUUAAGGGGACAUUUUGUGAUUUAUUUGUUGUUUAAUGUUCAUUUAUAACCAUUGAAAAUGAGCCGAUUAGCUUACACUGGCACAUACACCGUAAUGAUCCUUGUGCAUUGUGCCUAAAUAUAAAAAUAUAAUUGCAAUAUUUAUUUCAGCAUUGACAUAAAAACUGAGUUAUAGCAUCAAUUACAUGUUAGAAGUUAUACCAGGGUUGCCAACUCUCACGCAUCUGGCUUGUGACACACGCUUUCACUCUCAAUCUCACGCUCUCACGCUGCC